Messenger RNA from Strongylocentrotus purpuratus (purple sea urchin), 3576 nucleotides. RefSeq lists its product as uncharacterized. NCBI's taxonomy places the organism in Eukaryota, Metazoa, Echinodermata, Echinoidea, Camarodonta, Strongylocentrotidae. The record is from RefSeq and is a predicted model, not a curated record. The coding region runs from base 56 to 3475 and encodes 1139 amino acids. The transcript is spliced from 13 exons.
CUUCCAGGAGUCAAGUCAUUCCCGAGCAGUCUUUAUAUUUCUCCUGGAGGAGUCAAUGGAUCUCUUAACCAUGAAGACGUUCUCCACCAUCAUCGUUGCGACCUCAAUAAUGGUCGCAAUGGUACAUGGCCAGAUUGUGUCACAACCGAUGCAGGACUUUUUGGGGCAUACCGAGAAGCCAGGAGAGAUCAUCCCUGGCACUAAUCUCACGAUCUCGUUCAUUAUUAACGCCGCUGGUGGUAUAUGGCAGCAGGGGCGUGCCAUUGAUUCGAUUGCCUAUGCUUGCAAGCAUAUCCUACCGUAUCUAGGUUCGAAAAUACCAGUGGUAGACCAGACAAGUCUGUAUUGGGGUUUCCUAUGCGAUGAAGCCGUCAAAGCUUCCAAUGACCUGGAUGCCUUUGACGCGAUUGGACUGUGUGACACGUUAACUUCAAUGUUUACAGGCUUAACAUCUGAAAACGAAACUCUUGAGAUAAAUCCAGAUCCUCCCCAGGGUGGCGAUCCUUUCAAUAUCCUGCAAAUCCUGACCAACAUCACCAAAGACCUCUAUGGAAUCGACAUCAACAUGAUCAUCAACGACCCAUCUACAAUCAGCACCAUCUGCACCAACGUCAAGGAGAAUUUCCUGAGACCAUCUCUGCCAGGUAUCAUCUCUCAGUUCGGGGUUGAGAUGAUGGGCGCUUUGUUUCCUGAAUUACUGGUUCCGAUCUGCCAAGACUGGGAAUCGUUCCUGCAGUUUCUCGGGAUAGAAGACUCCGCCUCUCCCUAUUAUCCAAUCAUCCAGCAGGCUGCUCUCACCGCGUCGGAAGCGGUCGGAUAUGGCAGCAGAGAGAAUCUUUGUCUUGCUAUAAUAGAGCAGGAUACGUCACUACAAGAGGAGAGAAUAUUCUCAAUUGAUGCGAUCACCAACAUUUUAACUAUCCCCGAGGAUGCGAUCAGAUGUACCAAGUUAGCGAACGACACAAUCAACGGCAUCAUCAACCCGAUCCUGCAAUUGGAGGCGCCAGAUGCCUUCCAACUUACCGAUGGCACCAUCUACCAAACCACCGGAUUUCAUGGAGUUACAGAUCUCUGUACUAACGUCGAAGUCGCUUUCACUAAUGUAGUCGAACUCCCAGCGCCACACCCAGUUCAGCUCAUCCCUGGAACCAGCCUGACCGUUGAGUUCUUCAUCGAUGCCGCUGGAGGAAUCUGGCGCCAGGACAGACUCAUUGACUCACUGGCCUUCGUAUGUAACGACGCCCUCCCUGACCUUGAGUCCAUGGUACCUGAUAUUGUUGCAUUUUCCCAGUACUACCAAUCAAUAUGUCAUCAGGUAGACGCAGCUGCCAGGGACCUGAGUUCUUUCGACGUGACAGGAUCUUGUAACAACAUAACCGCGACGAUCACCGCUUUGGUAUCUGGAGUAACCGCUGACCGACGUCGCAGACAGGUAGACCCAUUCAUGGAAGAUCCACUCGGCAUCAUUGAACUCCUUGCGAACACCACCAAAGACCUCUACGGAAUCGACGUCAACGAUCCUUCAACUAUCUGCCCGAAUGUCGCUCAGUUCCUGAGGUCGUCUCUGCCUGACCUGCUGUCUCAGUUUGGUGCGGAGAUGAUGGGUGCUUUCCUAGAUCAGGCAGCGCCAUUCUGCCAGGACUGGGAUGGUCUCCUUUUGACCUUUGGGAUAGACAGCUCAUCCCCUUUGUAUCAAAUCCUUCAGAGUGCGUAUGAAUUUGGAGCACAAGCGGUUGGAUAUGACAAUAGACAAGACAUGUGUUCUGCUCUUGACCAAGCACUUGCUGUACAAGAUGAUGGCACAGCGCGGCGAACAUUUGCCAGAAAUAUCAUCGAGAACAGCUUUGACGUCUUCACAAGCAGUAGCGUGUGUUCCAUGCAAAUCAACGGCGUCAUCAAUGACAUCAUCGAACCAAUCUUUCGUUAUUAUGUGAUCUAUCGUUACACUGGAUUCAUGGGAGUGGAGGGGAUAUGCAAUGCCACGGCGAAAGCAUUCACCAAGGACCCUGGGAGUACGGUAAUGGUCACGGUCUCUGUUGAAGCCAUCAACGGUCAAGCCCUGGUCUAUACACCUGACCUAGCUGACAGAGAGUCGGCACGCUUCCAGGAGCUGAGGAGACUCUUCUGCGAAGGGACCAAGAACCAUAUUACAUCUGAGUUGGGACCUGAUCUCCAGAGAGUGAACUGUGAGGUCUUAGAGUUUAGACCAGGAAGCGUGGUGGCUGACAUGCAGGUCGAGGUGCAAGCCCCCACUCAAGAAGUCGCCGAUUCUCUGGCUCAAAAUGUGGUCGACCUCGCCGGAAGUGAUAACCUGACCCUCUCCGCGAAUGGAGAGACACUCUCAGCAUCUGCGCUUGCAGUAGCUGAGCCUGUGGGAAGUAUCGUCAACAUCACUGUUACUGGUGAGAGCCUGGACGGUGUACAACUUGACUUCACUUCUGAACUAGCCAAUAAGGAGUCCGCUCUCUUCAUGCAACGUCAGAUGUUGUUCUGCGAUGGGAUGAAAAACUUUGUCAUGAGCAACGUAGGGUCAUCUCUUCUAAGCAUGAACUGCGGUGUUUCUUUGUUUCGUGCUGGCAGCCUGAUUGCAGAUUUAUGGAUUGAAUUAUUCGCUGUCAGUCAAACUAAUGCUGAUUCCCUUGCUCAAGAUGUCACUGACCUAGCAUCUGCUACCAACAAUACCACCCUCACUGCUGGCGCUGAGUCACUCUCUGUGUCUUCCCUGUCCCUGACAGUCACCACCACAGAGCCAUUUGGAAGUAUCGUCAACGUUAUUGUCACUGGUGAGAGCCUGAAUGGUUUGGAACUUGCCUUCACUUCUGACCUAGCCAAUCAGAGUUCCACUCUCUUCAUGGAACGUCAGACCUUGUUCUGCGAAGGGAUGAAAAACUUUGUCAUGAGCAACGUGGGGUCAUCUCUCUUAAGUGUGAACUGCGUGGUUUCAGCGUUUCGUGCUGGCAGCCUGAUUGGAGAUUUAUUGGUGGAAGUAUUCGCUGCCAGUCAAGCUGAUGCUGACUCUCUUGCACAGGUUCUUACUAAUAUAGUGUCUGCUACCGACACUACGACCCUUACCGCUGGCGCGGACUCCCUCUUCGUUUCUUCCAUGUCUCUGCCAGGCACCACCACAGCUCCGGACGCAGAAGAGCCCGAUGAGGGCGGUCUCUCGGUCGGGGCACUUGUCGGCAUCAUCGUAGGUGUAAUUUGUUUUCUGAUCAUCUUCGUCGUGUUGUUUACCUGUUUCCUUAUGGCCCAGAACAUGAGACGUCUUCAAGCAGAACAGAUGAUGAGGGCAAACAUAGAGCGAGGAAAACAAAAUGGCGGUUUCUCUCAUGAUAACGGAACCUACAACACACCACGAUACGUGUAUGGAGUGAAUGCAGGGUAUGAUCGCUCACAUCUUGAUCGCAAGAUGUAUGGAUCUAAGCAGGAAUGGGAGAAGAACAGCGUCGCACGCAAUCCAACUUUCCAUAAGUGAAUUAAUAUUGCAGAUUCCAGAACUUCCACGGAAUCCAGGUCAACGGUACCUUGCUCCGCAUCUCCCUCUCUCUCUCUCUCUCUCUCUCUCUCUCUCUCUCU